Saitoella complicata NRRL Y-17804 is the source of this 1815-nucleotide messenger RNA. RefSeq lists its product as uncharacterized. The record is from RefSeq and is a predicted model, not a curated record. The transcript has 2 exons. Bases 62 to 1495 code for a protein of 477 amino acids. Gene Ontology annotation, molecular function: DNA-binding transcription factor activity, RNA polymerase II-specific; zinc ion binding. Lineage: Eukaryota; Fungi; Ascomycota; Saitoellomycetes; Saitoellales; Saitoellaceae. Gene Ontology annotation, biological process: regulation of DNA-templated transcription.
GGUCAUACACCCGCACCUUGGAUGUUGACCAGGUAAGUAAGCACGGACCUUUUCGACAGCGAUGGUUCAACCAAUCGAGCCAGUGUCGAUGGAUGGGUUUUCGUAUUGCGGGAGGGACGCGAUGUACGUUGAACUGCCCGGCGGACACAAACAUUGCCGCGCUUCGCCUGGGGAUAUACGACUUGUCCUGGACCGGAACAGCACUCCCGCUCAGAGCUUGCCUGGUCACUGGUAUACUGCUCAACUACUACAUUAUGGGUUCAAGCCUGUGUCGACUACCACGAAGCCGAUCAUGAGAAAGCUGUUAUCAGACGCUUUCGAUACCGGAAAACUAGUUGUGCCGAAGAGGAUUGCUGAAGUCGAGGUAGAGCUGAAGAGGCUGUGGAAGGAUGUAUUACGAAGAAGAGGAGAAGAUGCGGAAGCGGCUAAAGAACGCGCCCGAUUGCUGGAAGCAGUCACGCAAGGACUGAUCACCAAGCCCGGACCGAAACCAGGUGGACCAAAGCCUUACAGCUACAAGUCGACGAAUCCUAUAGCCGGUAAUGUUCCAGGUCACCUUCUUCUAAAUGGCUCCACCAAGCCAUACACACCGCGGGGCCCCCCUUCACCUGAAUCAACACGCUCUCCCGCCCCAAUGCUGAUCCCACCAACCUCCGGAGUCACUCCUCUCGCAUCCGACACGUAUGCAGAAAUUUCAACCUCCCCCUCCUCCUCCUACCAAAAACGCCGCCGAGAAUCAAACCUCUCAACAUCCUCCUACGAAUCCGCAAGAAUCGAAGUACGGCGUCGCGCCGAAAAAGCCUGCGAACACUGUAUCGAAGUCAAGCGAAAAUGUAUCUUCACAGCACCCACUGGCCCAUGCGUACGUUGUGAACAUGUCGGGGUGACGUGUAUCCUCCGUCCAAAUCCCGAAAGUCCACCCCUCGCCAUGCGGCCUUCCCUCCGUGUGCGCCGAAGUCGAGGAGCGUGCACACAAUGCUCAAAAGGGAAACGGCGCUGCGAACUCCUGGGUGGUAUAGGCCCUUGCCUCCGCUGUAGAGAGAUGGAUUGGGCGUGCGAACUACCACACCGAGCAACGAUGGACGGGCAUGGCCAACCACACCUCCCGCAGGAAAGCUCGGAAGAACCGAUGGAGAGCGUGAACGGGAAUGGAGAUCAGGAUGGGGAUGAGUAUGGAAACGCCCCGGGUCCGUUUCAGGCUGUGUGGAGUCCGGAGUUAAGACCGCAGCUGGAGAGGGAGAGAGUUACGCUGCCGAGUUUGGCGAGUUUGGAUAUACUUGAUAGGAGAGUGGAGAGGAGUGGCGAUGGACACGCCAAGAAAAUGGAGUUGGCGUCGCUGAGUGAGGCUGGGGGUGGAGCAGUGUUGUGGUCCAAUGCAACGACUCCAAUGGCACAUGUACAGACGGAGAGUGCGGUUCAGUCUGCGAAAGGUAAUCUGGAAACGCAGAAUAGUACCGGUAUGUCAUAUGGACCGGGAUAUCACCGGUCAUUAUGAUGCAGGCUAUGGCUACCAGACCAUCCUCUUCCACAGCCGAGGAGGAUUUUGAAAGCACUGUACGAUUAGAGCUGGAAUGGGUGCAUUGCGUUUAUGGUUUUCUUCUAUCAGUUGAUAUCACGGGAUUGUUGUUUUCUCAGUCAACAGCAUUGGCUGCAACGUCUUGCAGGGCGUGCGUGGUCGCGCGUCGGAGGCCUUCCCAAAUUUCUGCCCCGCAAACAGACAUCCUUCGAAGACCCGAACAUCCUUCCUCGGCCAGUCCAGCACCAUGGCCGACCAAACAGCUCAAUCAAUUCCCGAUGAGCUGGACAUUUUCCCAC